Priapulus caudatus is the source of this 930-nucleotide messenger RNA. RefSeq lists its product as uncharacterized. NCBI's taxonomy places the organism in Eukaryota, Metazoa, Priapulida, Priapulimorpha, Priapulimorphida, Priapulidae. The record is from RefSeq and is a predicted model, not a curated record. The transcript has a single exon. The coding region runs from base 1 to 930 and encodes 309 amino acids.
AUGGAGAUUCCGAUGUGCGACUUCGUGCUGUGUUUCGCCUUGCUCUACGUGAGUGGAAUCCAGGCGAUCCUAGGCAGUUCUUCUGCGCACCACCGCUACGGCGAAAGUUUCCUUCUCUACUUGAGACACAUCGACAGCGCGAACGGAGCGCCUCUAGAGGUGAAAUACCGCGGCACGCGCAGCGGCGACGCGGCGGCGACAGCGACGACGACAGACGAUGACGCUGCGUCGUCGCGACAGCAGGAUCUGCUCGCCGAUAUCUGGACGUACAUCGAACGCGUGCAGACGAACGCAGCCGAGAACUGCACGCGCGCGUCCCUCGCGACGCAGUACGGCUACGAGUUCCCGCGACAGUCGUACCUGCGCUUCGAGUCGCAGGCGACGUCGGCGAUCAAGACGGCGAACGUUCUCAACAAUCUUUUCCAGACGUCGACGUCGGUGAACCUGCUGCGCAGCGACGCGCUCUACUACGCGAUGGUCGGCUCCCUCAUCGAGACCGACUCGACGCUGUACGGCGCCGCGAUCGCCUUCGAUCAGGACGUCUACCCGGAUAAAACGCGCAAGUUGUUCUGCGCGUACGCGUACCGCCAGGAGGACAGUAGCAGCGGUGGUGGGGAAACGAAGGUUGAAGACCUCAGCCUCGCCUACAACUACACCGACAACAGUACGGUCGGUAACGGAUGGUUUCGCGAGCAGAAGUACAAGGCGCACGACCCGAGUCGGCUGCUGCAGAAGGACCGGAAGUACAGCGGUUCGGGCGCGUCGAACUUCCGGGCCGUGCGCGGCGGGGUUCCGCUGCGGUUGGUUACGGAUGUGGACGGAGUCUGGAGUAGUCCCUAUUUCGAUUGCGGACUGAGUAAUCGCUGGACGGUGACGUAUUCGAUACCGUUCUACGAGUGGGACGGAUCGGACCAUUUCCGCUUCAUGUGA